Messenger RNA from Schistosoma bovis, 492 nucleotides. NCBI's taxonomy places the organism in Eukaryota, Metazoa, Platyhelminthes, Trematoda, Strigeidida, Schistosomatidae. The record is from the annotation of a GenBank genome assembly.
AUGAUUCAGUCAAAUUCAACAUUAUGUUUAAAAAAUUUCUACGGAGUAUUUAAUUCUUUAUUACGACAUGUUUCUACAACAGGAUCUGUUAGUAACGUCAACAAUCUUUUCAAUUUCAAUCAGUGGCGUAUUUUGCAGAUACCAUCUCGAAAUCGCAGAAGUGAAGAGGUGAAGAAAUUUUAUUCAGAAACCGGUGACUAUAACCCUCCAAAUCAAGAUGCUAUUGAUAGAUUUAAACGUCUUCGUUGGGGUGCAUAUAUUCAUGCACGAACUGGUCGAGCUAAACAUUUAUAUAGACGAAGUGAAUCUGAAUUAGAUCGACGUUCCGAGCACAUUUUGACCAAUCGUGCAACAACUUUUUUAAUAAAUAAUUUGCUAAAUAGACAAUGGCGAACACCAAAAUAUUAUCCAAAUGAUAUUUAUGAACCAUAUCAUCAAAGAACCGGGGUCCCUUGGGAUUAUAGAUUACGGAAACCCAAAUUCUUCCCUUGA